This is a messenger RNA of Cynoglossus semilaevis (tongue sole), 3322 nucleotides long. It is a transcript of the gene ptgir, whose product is annotated as prostaglandin I2 receptor. The coding region runs from base 561 to 1697 and encodes 378 amino acids. Gene Ontology annotation, biological process: adenylate cyclase-activating G protein-coupled receptor signaling pathway; negative regulation of smooth muscle cell proliferation; inflammatory response. Gene Ontology annotation, cellular component: plasma membrane. Lineage: Eukaryota; Metazoa; Chordata; Actinopteri; Pleuronectiformes; Cynoglossidae. Gene Ontology annotation, molecular function: thromboxane receptor activity; prostacyclin receptor activity. The record is from RefSeq and is a predicted model, not a curated record. The transcript is spliced from 5 exons.
CAAAAAAAAAAAACAAGUUCCCAACCAUAUAUUACUUUGCUAAAGAUCUUGCCUUAGAUAUGUCAUUUACAUCUGCAAAUCCCUAACGGCUUACACUCACACCUGCGGUGAAUUUAAAGUAUGAUUAGCCUAGGCCUGCAGGAGGCUGCGAGAGUUCCCAGAAAAAACAAGACUCACAGGCGGAAACAUGCAGUCCCCACAGAGAAGCCAUGGAACAAAGUGAAUUCCAGCAGCAGAAACCGGCAAGGUCAUCCAAAGAAUCUACAAUCAGAGUGCAACAAAGACUCCAUCACCAUGAGAACCUUUGCACAGGGCUAGGUCCAAAGCAACGACCGGGAAGAGGAAGACGCCGAGACACUGGAGGUCCACAGGAGUCUGAGACAGACACAGGCGUGGAAUGGGAAUCCUACAAUCAAUACUGAAGUGAAUGGAUCAUGGAUCCUUCAAUUCGCCGCUGCUUCAUCUGCGGUAGUGAGCGAUGAUGUCAGAAGGUCAGGAUUCCCCUUGUCUGGGAAACUCAUCGUUAACACGGCACUGAGCUCCACUUCAGCCUCUCAGCGAUGUCAGUCAUGAACACGAGCGGCGUCUGCAACGGAUCCUGUCACAACUUCACCUGCCAUGACACCCUCACCGUGGACGAAGCCGGGAAGCCCGUGACCAGCAUCGUCAUGUUCCUGGCCGGGGUGGUGGGCAACCUGUUGGCCCUCUUUAUCCUGGGUGUGCACCAGAAGGAGCAUCGCUCCAGAUCCUCCGUCUUCUGCAUCCUAGUGACCGGCCUGGUGGUCACCGACCUGCUGGGCACCAGCCUCCUCAGCCCGCCGGUGUUCAUCUGCUACGCCCGCAACAUAUCGUUGAUAGGCCUGGGCGGCAGUAACCUCUGCGACCUCUUCGGCUUUGCCAUGAGCUUCUUCGGCCUGGCUCCCACCCUCAUCCUGUGUGCCAUGGCUGUGGAGCGCUGCCUGGCCAUCAGCCACCCUUAUUUUUACUCCGUCCACAUUCGCUGCAGCUUCGCCAAAAUCACGCUCUUCUGCAUUUACCUCUUCUCCUUGGCCUUCUGCCUCCUGCCGUACAGCGGCUACGGCAAAUUCCGACAAUACUGUCCCGGGACGUGGUGCUUCAUCGACAUGGACGCCACAGGUGACCAGCAGGCCAACCUGCUGCUGGCCUUCUCGCUGUCCUACUCCUCCCUCAUGGCGCUGCUCAUCUUCGCGGUGUUCGUGUGCAACGGCUCGGUGAUCGUGAGCCUGUGCCAAAUGCACCGCAGUCAGCUGAUGCGCCGCGGCUCGGUGGCAUCUACGGUGAGAAGGAAGAAGACGCGGACCUGGUUCGGUCGGGGAGAAGAGGAGAUGGACCACGUGGUGCUGCUGGCUCUGAUGACUGUCAUCUUCGUGGUCUGCUCACUUCCUCUCACCAUCGCCGGCUUCAUCAACGCCAUUCACCCAUUUUCCGGCGACACGGCGAACCUGACGGCCUUCCGCUUCUACGCCCUCAACCCCAUAGUUGACCCGUGGGUCUUCAUCAUCUUCCGCAAGUCGGUGUUCCGUCACCUGUGCACUCUGCUGAGCUGCUCCUUCAGUAAAGGCGCCGUGAAGACCACCGCACACUGCGCUCUGUCUUUACCCCUGGAAAAUCACAAACCCCACAGCUGCCCGGACGUCACAGCUUCACAGUCUCCGUACUCCAGUUUACCUGUGUGAUGGGAAGUCAGGGAGGAAGGACAAAAACCAGAGGAGGGAAAGUUUCCUUUUUUUUUUGGUCAUUCUCAAUGAACACGAGGAGGAUAUUGCACUAGAUCAGAACUGUUCCCGUGGAUGGUUACUGGUCUUACUGGCAUCAGACUCAUAAACAGAGUGAAGGCACUGUGGAAUUAUGGGUAAACUUUUUUGCACAUACACUGUCACAGCUGCAGCAUCUUUGAACAAGAGGGACGCCCCCACCACGAAGAUUACAUCAGAGCUGAUAACAUGUUCACUGACGAGUGUGUGGUUGCCAGAUCUUAAAGGCUCUGCAGGCGUGAGAGUAAGAAUUGCUGAAAAAAAAGGUUUAAAUGUAGCCAAGAGAACAUGACGAGAGUCAAGUCUCUUAUCUGCCGGAGUUAUUUUUUUUGUUACUCCACAGCGCUAACAUCAUUCUCAUGCUCUUUACCAGGGCAAUGUUGCAGCAGUCAACAUGAAAUUACAGCCCAGGCUCCUCAGUGUUGGUGUUUCAGUAUGAGGUCAUCCACCAAGGUGAUGUGUGCGUUUGAAGAAAGAUGGUGCUAAAAAGAUAUCUUUAAGAAACUUAAUUAUAACCACGUCAAUUUCAUGUGAAAACCAAGAACAAUAAUAGUAGCGUAUUGACGUUUCCUGUCCGCUUAAUUUAAUUCCAGGCCACGAACGUCACAGUUAACUUAUCCAGGAGAGAAUUAGCUGCAACGUUACCUUGACCGCUGCACUCGUUAUGUGAUUUUUGAUCAAUAUUUUUUUAUGUGAUUUUUUAAGAGACACUUUCUUUGUCCAUCCCCGAGUCUAGUUUUAAAUGAAAAAAAAAAACCCAGCACCUACAGUAUAUGUUAAACAAAUCUUCGGACAAACAACAGUUUUUCUUUUCCAAAGUCAACAGAGGUACAGUAUGUGACUGCCUCCACAACGACAUACGUGUUACUUUAUUUAUUAUUUUUAAUUUUACAAAUUCAAAGUUUAAAAUAUAAAGUAUUUAGAUUAGUUUCAGAGAUAUUUAAAUAUACUUUGAGAAUGGAAAAAAAACAAGACUAGAGUCUAAGAGUCCUGCGUUACACGUCGACUUUGUUAUCGUUGGUGAAAACAAAAAAAGUUAAAUUUAACUCAAUGUUGACUUAAUGCUUUUAAUGAGCUGUUUAAUUAUCCAAGCGCCUUUUUUUUUUCUUUUUCAUUUUUUGGUCUUCUAUUUGCCCUGCAGAACAAUUUUAGUGAUUCAAAUUCACUGGUAUUUUCUUGCGUUUAAAUUGAUUAGAUAAUUUAAAAAAGAGAGAAAUUUGGCCACAUUUCUUUGCCUUGAUUUGUACAAAGAGGCUGAAAACUCUUACAUUUCCCGUCCAUGUCUGUCCUUCAGUAUCAUAACAUUGCAUGAAAGUAAAAGUCCACCUCACUAAUUCUAAGCUACCUAAGAUGAUUGUCUGUGAAUGUUCGUUUAUCAGCUUUUCGCUUUUGAAGAAAACAAAAUGCUGCUGCAAAAUGCACUGUGAGAAUGUCUGUCGUCGUCGUCGUUGUUGUUGUUGUUGUUGUUGUGACCAAUGCUGUAACUGCAUUCAAAUGUACAUUAUUUAAAUGCUGUGACGCCGUGCAUCGUCGUGAUUGAGCGCUUC